Molecule: messenger RNA, 1466 nt
Organism: Perca flavescens (yellow perch)
Lineage: Eukaryota; Metazoa; Chordata; Actinopteri; Perciformes; Percidae
Gene: pagr1
Product: PAXIP1 associated glutamate-rich protein 1
Exons: 5
Coding region: 486-1313 (275 amino acids)
Biological process (GO): positive regulation of intracellular estrogen receptor signaling pathway; positive regulation of cell cycle G1/S phase transition
Cellular component (GO): MLL3/4 complex
Molecular function (GO): nuclear estrogen receptor binding
Source: RefSeq, a predicted model, not a curated record
CGAAUAAUAGUACUCAGCAUUAUUGUAUAUAACCAUAUAUGCAUAUUUUGAAAUAAUGAAUUAACGUGAAUAGUGAAGCUAAAUAAGUUUAAUCAAUUUCGGCCGACAUGUAUUCAGCCCUUUAUGCGAUUGCGCGCUGCGCAGGAAGUCGUGCUUAAAGUAGAUCUCUACUACACUCUACUACGGUUGUUCGCUACGUCGAUGCACUAUCCAUAUGAUGUUGAAUCAGCGAGAAUGCGCAGAAUCAAGCAAAUCGUCACACAGCUCUUCUAGUCCAAAAUGGCGCUAUGUUUACGUCUCUGUAUAAUCGUGUAUUAUCUCUAGCAAGUCUCAUGGAGAGCUUUGGUGAUUUAAUAUACUGGGAAAGAUAAUUGGACCUAACAUUUAGCUACAGCGGUGAUCUACGACAAACCGGACAUUCGGUAAUGACAAUUUAAGCAGAUCUGUGGCUAUAAAGUUCACCAGCAGCAGCAGGAACUGGAAGGAUGCAGGCUGAGGCCACAGACUCUUCACUGAGAGAGGGCAUAGAGGCUCUGGGUGUGAAGGACACAGAGAGACCUGCAGCAGGCAAACAGGAACAGGACAACACAGAGCAACAGGACACGGAGAUGACAGCUGCCACAGAUGAGGAUACAACAACCAAGGAUGUAAAGGAUGGAGACACAUAUGCAGUGGAAGAAGAAGCCAACAAGGAUGAACCUCAGGCUGACACAGGGCUGGAUGGUGAAGAGGGAAAGCAGGCUGCAGGAGUGGACGGUGAAUGGGAGCUUCCGUACAGUGACGAGGAAAUGGAGGACCCCAAAAACUGGAUGCCCCCUCCUGCUGAGAUCAAAAGACUCUAUGAGCUCCUCUCUAAAGGGGAGAUGCUGGAAUUGAACUUUGUGCCUCUUCCUAGGAGGCCCCCUACACCUGAACGCACCCCGUCACCUGAAAGAGAUGACGAGGACGAGGCAGCAAAGGAAAGGGAGAGGGACGAGAGAGAACGCAGGCCUCCAACUCCAACUGAGUUUGACUUUGAUGAAGAGCAAACACAAGCCACUCCGAAAAAUGCCUUUGUGAACAGACGCAGAACACCAGGAUCUUCAGCCCGCUCUUCUGUGAAAAGGGAAGCUCGGCUGGACAAAGUACUGUCAGACAUGAAGCGCCACCGCAAAAUUGAGGAGCACAUCAUGCGCACGGGUCGAGAUCUCUUUAAGAGCGAAAAGAAGCUGGAGGAGGCUCUGUCUCCAAACAGCCAAAAGGAGCGGGAGAAGGAGAGGGAACGAGACAGCAACCCCAACACCAUCUUUUCCCCGAGACAGAGGAGAUACUAAGUAUUAAGAGAUGAAGACUUGACCACAGGCAAAUAAGGCCAAGAGCUUUCUGAGGAUUUCUCAAAACUUGAAUUUUUUAAUGUUACCGAGUUUUGUAUGUUUUCUAUGUGUGUUUUGUAUGUUGGCAAUAAACAUAACCAUGGGAAAUGUUAA